This is a messenger RNA of Marmota flaviventris (yellow-bellied marmot), 1013 nucleotides long. RefSeq names its product CD160 molecule (gene Cd160). The record is from RefSeq and is a predicted model, not a curated record. Gene Ontology annotation, biological process: regulation of adaptive immune response. Gene Ontology annotation, molecular function: transmembrane signaling receptor activity. NCBI's taxonomy places the organism in Eukaryota, Metazoa, Chordata, Mammalia, Rodentia, Sciuridae. Gene Ontology annotation, cellular component: plasma membrane.
GCGCCAGCAGGCGGAAGUGGGGAGCUGGUCUGAGAACGUGAGCUCGCAGCCUGAGAGCAAGCGCGUCCGUCCGUCUGUCCUGAGGAGCUCAAAGCCAAGGACAUCGGCAAAACCGACAUUAACUUCAAGUUCCCGCGGCUGCUGACAAUGUGGAGGACACUGGCGGCACCUGGCAGAGGCUGCUGUGCCCUGGUCAUCCUGAUGACAAUUGUGGACAUGCAGCCUGGUGGAGGCCUACACAUCACCAGCUCAGCUUCCCAGCACGGAGAGCAACUGACCUUCAUCUGUACGCUGUGGCACAAGAGAGAAGAAGCCGAGGGGUUCAUAGUGUUUUUGUGCAAAGACAGAUCUUGGAACUGCUCCUCUGAGGUCAGCCUGAAGCAGCUGAGACCUAAGAGGGAUCCCGAGAUGGACGAUGUCAGUGAGAAGUCCUCUCAGCUGGUGUACACCAUCAACAGAGUCACACCAGGGGACAUCGGGACGUACCAGUGCUGUGCCAGGAGCCAGAAACUGGGUUUGCACCUUCAAGGCCAUUUUUUCUCUGUUUUAGUCACAGGUGGAGAGACCCUCUCAUCAUUCCGACUCCCCUUUGAACCAGAGACAGGGAACUACACGGUGACAGGACUGAAACAGAGAACGCACCCCGAGGUCAGCCAGAGUGGAGGCGCGCUCAGCUCAGGUCUCCCACAGGAAAAGCCGUGGUUCUGGCUCUUCACAAGCCUGGUGGCCUUCCGAGCCCCCUGCCGUGUGUGGGAAGCCACCUGAACUUUCUGAGCAGCGUCUGUUUCUUCUUUGUCCCACCUUGCAGCCAGCAGAGACCAAGGUUUGCUCCCUCCCCACCUCCUCCAGGGUCAGCCAGGUCUGCCCAGGGAUACGACUCUGGUCUAACAACAAGACACAGCGUACACGGGGCCGGAGCCGACACCUGUGAUUCCAGACACUCUGGAAGCUGAGGCAGGAGGGGUACAAGUUCAAGGCUGGCCUCAGCAAUUCAGUGAGACCUUCAGCAAAUA